Molecule: messenger RNA, 1278 nt
Organism: Galeopterus variegatus (Sunda flying lemur)
Lineage: Eukaryota; Metazoa; Chordata; Mammalia; Dermoptera; Cynocephalidae
Gene: MEIKIN
Product: probable GPI-anchored adhesin-like protein PGA55
Exons: 14
Coding region: 1-1278 (425 amino acids)
Biological process (GO): homologous chromosome segregation; male meiosis chromosome segregation; meiosis I sister chromatid cohesion
Cellular component (GO): kinetochore
Source: RefSeq, a predicted model, not a curated record
AUGUGGUCGCCACGGGGCUAUACCCGCAGGAAGCGGGCAGGCCAGAGGCUCAACCUAACCCCGGCGCCGGACCUAGUCCCCCCCACGAAGGGGAAGGCCCCGCCGGGCCUAAAGGGAAAAGGCAAAGCACACGGUUUGCCGAAGAUCGCAGAGAAAGUGGAGCGGAGCAGGCGGGGAGCUAGCGGUUCUGGCCCGCCUAGCACUCAGUUAAGAGUUACAGGAGAGAAAAGCCUGCAAGAAAAUAGCACUGAAGAGACCGAGGAUGGGAAGAUUGCUCCACUGAGUGAGUCAGUGACUGAUGAACUUCAGGUUGACAGUAGUUCAUCAAAUAGUGAACCAGUAUCAGGACGAAGUUUGCAGCAUGAUAUUUCCAGUUCUCUUUUAAGCUGUUCAAUCACAGACUUGUCUACAGAAUACAAGAGUUUUGAAGAGAGUAGCUUCCCAUCACCUGAACUCUUCAGAGGAUCGGAUUAUUUAGAUUGGGAGUGUCCCAACUUGAAAGAACACAUGCAGUGUAAGAAUUCCACUCUUCUGGAUACCAGUAAAGCAGUAGCGAUAGAGCAGGUGCCACAGUUUUCAAACCUCUCUGCAAUUUUAGGUACCUCUUCAGAAGACUAUCACAAAUGCCACAGAAAAACAGUGAUGACUUUAGCAGACCAAAAUAUUUCUUCAAAACCAAAGUGUACUUCAAAUUCAGGAUCAGGCAGGGUUUCCAGAUUUUCUGUCAGCCUGGACUCUUCUCUGAGGGUAUACAAGGAGGACAGUGGACUGCAAAGAGAGGUGAAUUCAAAAGCUAUUGGAGACCCUGGAGCCUUUGGCCAGCAGGAGGAGGAGGCCGCAGUGGCUGGUGCAGGGAUGUCAAGGAAGUCUAAGGUGGUGCUAGGUCUCUUGGUGCUACUGACGGUGGCUAAAGCAAAUUCCAGUAGUCCUGAUAAGAAAAGCAGAGGCGUGUUUACAAGUACUCCAUCUUCAGAGACAGCUGAUUUUGUGAUUGAUUUGUCCUCAGUGCAAAAAGCAUCUUUUGAAGAAUUAUUUCCAUAUGUCAGCAAUUAUGUUAAUUCAAAUGAAAUUAUUGCUGUGUCAAGUUUGCAAGAAAAUUCUUCAAAUGAGUUUCCUACAAAUACAUCAGAAAUGUGUUGUAUUAUUAGAGCAUCACCAGGAACUAGACAAGUGAAAAGUAAAGGUGUUAUUGUAAAGAAGAAGAAAUAUUCUCCUCCUAAAGAUAUUCCUCAAGAAGAGGAUAUGAAGACCUUGGGUGAUAUUCACUCUUCUCCUUGA